GGUCUAAAAGAUGGCAACGUAUAUGCAGUUGGUGACAGUUCGGUUGUGGAAAAACAAAAACAGAUGUCAUCUGAUUCUCAUAUGUUGAAGCGCUUUGAUGUCCCUAAUCUUUACCGUAGCCAAGACCAUAAUAAAGUUCAUAUUAGCUUAUUAGAGAAUAACACAGUGGGAGUGGGAGCAGGGAGAGCAGCUAGCCAUUCUUUGAGGAGAGCUGUUGAUAGUGAUAAAGGAAACAGAUCUAAUCUGAACAUGGAACAUAAAUCUUAUUAUCUUAAUGCUAUGGGUGAUCACUACGAGAAUGGCCUCUUUUCAAGUUCAUUAUCGGAUCUUUUCAGUAGAAAAUUGAGAUUAUCAGCAAAUAAUAAUAAUAAUGGUAUGUAUGGUCAUUCUGUUGGAGCUGCUGCCUCCCAGUAUGAAGAAGAGGAACCAUUUGAAUCUCUUGAAGAGAUUGAGGCCCAAACUAUUGGGAAUCUACUCCCAGAUGAUGAUGAUUUGCUCUCUGGGGUGACUGACGGGCUUGACCUUGACUGUAAAGUGCAACAGCAACCAGGCAGUGGUGAUGAUGUGGAAGAAUUGGACUUUUUUAGCAGUGUCGGGGGGAUGGAGCUGGGAGAAGAUGGCGGACAAAGAAAUUAUGAAAUUUCUGGGGAACAACACCACCCCCAUGGAGAAAACCCAUCAAGAACACUUUUUGUGAGAAAUAUCAACAGCAAUGUGGAAGAUUCCGAGUUACGCAUCUUGUUCGAGCAAUAUGGUGAGAUCCGCACUCUGUACACAGCCUGCAAGCAUCGUGGGUUUGUGAUGAUAUCGUACUAUGAUAUAAGAGCAGCCCGACGAGCCAUGCAAGCUCUUCAGAACAAGCCAUUGAGGCGUAGAAAGCUUGACAUUCAUUACUCCAUUCCGAAGGACAACCUCUCGGACAAAGAUGUUAAUCAAGGCACUGUUGUGAUAUAUAACCUGGAUUCUUGUGUUUCUAAUGAUGAACUUGGCCGUAUUUUUGGUGUCUAUGGUGAGGUUAAGGAGAUCCGUGAAAAUCCACAAGGAAGUCGUCACAAGUCCAUAGAGUUUUAUGAUAUUAGAGCUGCAGAAGCUGCUUUAUGUGAAUUAAACAAGAGUGACAUUGGAGGAGGGAAACAGAUGAAGCUUGAACCCAGCUGUCCCGGUGGUUCUAAACGUCCAUUUCCCGAGCUGGAUCUUGAUGAAACUAGUGCGUUGUUGCAAAUGUGUAGCCCUCCUACUGAUUUCACAACAGAAAUAUCUGCAGGAUCAGGUUCACAUGUUCGAGUUAACAUGGACAAUGGAACUCGGUUGGGUGUUCAUUCUGCAACUGCUGCUGCCACUCAACUAUUAGAUGCCGAACUCCAACAUCAACAUCAACAUCAGCAUCAACAUCAACAUCAACGUGGCAUCGAGUAUCAAGAUGGCUUGACCAAUAACUUUCUAUGCAAUUCUCCUAGUACCAUGGCUGGCAGAAUGUCUGAAAGGGUGGCGGGAAACAGGCAGCAGCAGCAGUUUAACAGAAUCGGUGGCGGUGGCUCAAUUGGACGCUCACUUGAACUUAAUGACACUGUGUUUGGCAGCUCUGCUGGGAAUGCUGCCACUCAUCCUUACAUGUGGAAUCCUUCUCCCUCUCCACAUAGCCAUAACAUGAUGUGGCCCAAUUCACCAUCUUUAAUAAACGGGGUCGGAAAUGCUCAUAGUGCUCCACUGGUGCAUGCUCUUCCCAGAGCACCAACUCAUGCCGCCAACACUUUUCUGCAUAUCAACCAGCAGCAGCAGCAUGUGGGAUCCGCACCCUCUGUGAAUCCUUCUAUCUGGGAUAGACGCCACUCUUAUGCAGGGGAAUCCCCUGAGGCAUCAGUUUUCCAUCCAGGUUCUCUUGGGAAUAUGAAUAUGAGGGUUCCAGGUCUGGAUUUUGUGUCUCAUUCGCAUAAUAUGUUUCCUCCUCAUAUGGGUGACCUGCCAAUUCCAUCAAAAACCAUCCAUCAUCAGAAUAAUGUAAUGUUUCCUACUCGAGGACAACUGAUUCCUAUGAUGGGUUCGUUCGAUUCUUCUUCUUCUUCUGGUGACCGGGCUAGAAUCCGUAGAAAUGAAGCCACUUCAAAUCAAGCCGAUACCAAGAAACAAUUUGAACUCGAUCUGGACCGUAUAAUGCGUGGGGAAGACAGAAGGACCACGCUCAUGAUCAAGAACAUCCCUAACAAGUACACUUCUAAAAUGCUGUUGGCUGCAAUUGAUGAACGCCAUCGUGGAACAUACGAUUUUAUCUACUUACCCAUUGAUUUCAAGAACAAAUGCAAUGUGGGUUAUGCGUUCAUCAACAUGACUGAGCCUUCCCUUAUUGUUCCGUUCUAUCAGGCGUUUAAUGGGAAGAAGUGGGAGAAGUUCAACAGUGAAAAGGUGGCAUCCCUUGCAUACGCUCGCAUACAGGGAAAAGCUGCACUGAUUGCCCACUUUCAGAAUUCAAGUUUGAUGAAUGAAGAUAAACGCUGUCGCCCAAUCCUUUUCCACACUGAAGGUCCAAAUGCAGGGGAUCAGGUGCCUUUUCCGAUGGGUGUUAAUGUUCGAUCUCGAGUCAACAAAAGCAGAAACAGCAGCACAAAUGAGGAUGCGGGAAAUGGUGAGGCCUCUUCAAAUGGCGGGGACUCAUCUUCAGGUUCCACAAAGGAUUUUGAGUGCUGAGAAAGCCCAAGGCUGCUGCUCCUUUUUGUCGUGCUUGCUAAAUGCUAACCUUCUUCUACUUCUACUUCUACUUUUACUUCUACUUCUACUUCUUCUAGAUAACAAACAACAAACAAACAAACAAACAAACAAACAAACAACAUUACCAUAAUUAAUUGAAGCCAACCCACCUCAAAUUUUCUAAUGUACAUUGAGCCAUGGGUGGGCCCAGGAGGGAAAGAGCAGCUUAAAACAAAUGACAUUCUUUUUCUGUACUUGUGGUGCUGACUGAGAAGAAGCUUCUAAAUUUUGGGUUGUUACUUGCAAGGAGAAGAGGCUUAUAGAUUUUGAUGAAUUAAGAGGAGGGUACCCUACUGAUUUAUAGCAGUUGAUAGGCAGACCGGGGGAGGGGAUCACAUCAACAAAGCCUCUUAUGGUCUGAUAAAUCGAGUAUCCUGUUUUUUGACCCUAGAGCCCUCCCCUUUGCUUCUAUCAUUUCUGCUUCCUUUUUGUCCAUGUUCAUUUUUGCUUGACAUUUUUUUGCAUUUUGUUUUGGAGAAGCUUGCAUGAAAUCCUUGUUUUUUUAAUGAAGUUUUUGAACAAUUUGUAGUAUAUCAUGCUUGAUUUGUUUGCUUGUUUUGGUUCUUGUUAAAAAUCAGGCAAAAUCGAAUAACCAUAUUAGGUUUUGAUCCCCACAUUUAGCAACAAAAGCUGUGACCGAUAGGUUCUAUUGAUCAAUGAUUAAACUGUUUUUUAAUCUUUUGAGAUCAUGAACACACCUGAGAUAAGACCCAAAUAACAUACUAUUCAGCUCUCAUCAUGCAUAAAAUAAAUACACAUCUUUGCCAAAGAUGAUGAGGUGU
Molecule: messenger RNA, 3524 nt
Organism: Lactuca virosa
Lineage: Eukaryota; Viridiplantae; Streptophyta; Magnoliopsida; Asterales; Asteraceae
Source: the annotation of a GenBank genome assembly